CAGGGAGCGGGGGUCGCCCGCGUAGUGCCUCUGCCCCUUCCGGACAGCGCCCCCCGCCCGAGAGGAGGCGCGGGGGCGAGGAUGAGCUCCGCGGGGGACGCCGGCGGCCAGUUCCCCUUGCACGGCUUGGUCUGGAACAACGACUUCCAGCAGCUGGAAAAGGUGCUGGAGAACCAGGACGUCGACCAGCGGGAUCCCCGUGGGCGCACACCGCUGCACCUGGCCGUGUCCCUGGGGUACAUCGAGGCCGCCCGGGUCCUCCUGCGGCACAAGGCGGAUGUCACACAGGAGAACGCACAGGGCUGGACGGUCCUGCACGAAGCCGUCAGCACGGGGGACCCUGAGAUGGUGCACAUGGUCCUGCAGCACCGGGAUUACCAGCAGACGUCCACCACCCUCGGAGGGGUGCCAGAACUACUCCAGAAAAUCAACGAGACUCCGGAUUUCUACUUGGAAAUGAAGUGGGAAUUCACCAGCUGGGUGCCGCUGGUCUCCCGGGUCUGUCCCAGCGACGUCUGCCGCAUCUGGAAGAGCGGCGCAAAGCUGCGCGUCGACAUCACCCUGCUGGGCUUCGAGAACAUGAGCUGGGAGCGAGGGAGGCGCAGCCUGAUCUUCAAGGGGGAAGGGACCGGGCACUGGGCCGAGCUGAUCGAGGUGAACCACGACGAGCGCGUGGUCGCCACCGAGCGCUUCGAGAUCACGCAGCAAAUCGAGCGCCUGACCCUGGACUCCAUGACCCCCAAGUCCAAGGAGGUGGAGCGGCGACUCACGUCCCCCACCAUCAGCACCUCCCUGGACACGAGAAGCAUCGCCUUCGAGAGGAACACUUCUGGCUUCUGGGUGUGGAGGACGGAGAGGAGCGAGGUGGUGAGCGAUUACGAGGCCAAGGUCUACACGGCCAACAACGUGCACGUCGUGACCAAGAUCAGGACGGAGCACCUGACCGAGGAGGAGAAGAGGAGGUACAAAGCCGACAGAAACCCCCUCGAGUCCUUCCUGGGAACCAUCGAGCACGAGUACGGCGCACAGCAGGACCUCACCACCGAGCACGCCACGACGAACAACCCCACGGCCAUCACGCCCGAGGAGUAUUUCGACCCCAGUUUUGACCUGAAGGACAGAGACAUCGGGAGGCCCAAGGAGGUCACCACUCGGACGCAGAAGUUUAAGGCCAACCUGUGGAUGUCGGAGGGCUUCCCGCUCUCCCUGGUGGAGCAGGUCAGCCCCAUCAUCGACCUGAUGGCCAGGACAAGCGCCCACUUCGCGCGGCUCAAGGACUUCAUCACCUUGGACUUCCCCCCCGGAUUCCCGGUUAAAAUUGAAAUCCCCUUGUUCCACAUCCUGAAUGCACGGAUCACCUUCGGGAACGUGAACAGCUGCAGCACGGUGGCAGAGGCCCCCCCGCAGGCUCCCGACGGGGCUCAGCGGCCUCCAGCCUCUGCGUUCGCCGUCGACCAGUCGGUUUUCGAGAUCCCCAGAUCCUACCGCGUUCAAGACGACGGCAGGAACGUGCGUGUCCAGGACGAGGACAACGAGAUCAUGCAGUUUGCCAUCCAGCAGAGCCUGAUGGAGUCUGGGCAGAACACCGAGGCCUUACGGCUGGGCUCCAACGGCUCCAUGUCUUACUCAGAGGAACUCAACCUUCAGUACCAAAGGGCAUUGCAGGAAAGCUUCCUCGAGAGCGCCUCCCCGCCGUGGGACCCCUCCGGCUUCGACCGGGACUUGCAGCUGGCGAUGGAGCUCUCCGCCCGGGAGCAGCAGGAGCUGGAGCGCCGGCGGGAGGAGGAGGAGGAGGCCGAGCUGCAGCGCGCGCUGCAGCGCUCCCUCCUGGAGAAGUAGCCGGGCGGCGACGCUUCCCUUCCAAAAGGACCCGUAAGCCCGGCCUCCCAAGGGCUCCCGGCUCGCUUGCCCGGGGCCGGCUGGAGACGUGGGCUGCCAGGACAGCCGCCACGGUGCCACGGCGGGGUGCCCGGAGCACCCCCGCCCUCCUGAGCGUCACACGCCAGGAUCGGGGCCCGCGUCCUGCCUUGCGCGCCCUGGGGGGCAAGGGAGCCCCCGUGAACUGGGGGCCGCGCGCCCCUUGUCUGCGAGUGCCUGCCCGCCGGACUGCGGCGGGGCCACCUCUUCGCCCACCAAAGAUCCAAGCAGCCCCCUUUGGGGACUGCGCGCCAGAGCUGGGGGGACACGGGGCCCCCGCACUAGCCCCCCCCCACUCUCAUCUCAGCCCCAGUUCCUUGCCGCACUGUAGCAGUUCCAAGCCAGCCCUCCUUACACUCCCCCAGGCAAAUGUUCUGACUCCAGCAGGUGCUUCUGAAGGGGCUGCGCAUAUUUUAAGUAAAUUGAAGGGGAACCCACCCGCUUCCUUCUGCGUUCCAUACAGGAAAUGGGGUGGGGAGUCUGCUGUGAGCAGCUUAUAUUGACCAAAAGGGAAAUAAAUCCAUAUUGUCUUUAUACAA
Messenger RNA from Varanus komodoensis (Komodo dragon), 2456 nucleotides. It is a transcript of the gene ANKRD13A, whose product is annotated as ankyrin repeat domain 13A. The record is from RefSeq and is a predicted model, not a curated record. Lineage: Eukaryota; Metazoa; Chordata; Lepidosauria; Squamata; Varanidae. Gene Ontology annotation, molecular function: protein binding. Gene Ontology annotation, cellular component: cytoplasm. Bases 82 to 1839 code for a protein of 585 amino acids. The transcript is spliced from 15 exons.